GUUAGUGUUCAUCAGCCAUGAAGUUCUAUAUCUAAAUAAAAAUACAGUUUCAAUAUGAAUCAAUCAUAAAUGUAAUUUAGUUUCAAUGAAUAUCGCUCCAUGUUGAUGACAAUUUUAAAACAAUAGGAUUUGCAAUUCUUAACAACAUUUUAACUACAAAUAUGAAUGGAAUUGAAUUCAAAAGUAUUGAUGGAAAUAUUGACUACAAUGAGACCAACUUAAAUCCUGUAAGAAAAAUGAGCGAAAACGACAAAAACACGUGUACAACCGACCAAUCAAAUAACAAGAUGGCAUCUGACAAUUUCAAUGAAGAAACGGAACAAACCAAUUGUAUUAAGAAAGAAUUAAACGCCCAAGCAGAUAAAUCACACUACCGAGCGGAGACUUUACUCUUGAAGAAUAAAGAAAAUUAUAAAGCUAAUGGAACCAAAGACAGAAUAAGACGCUUAUGUCCAGCUCUAGUACUUACAGCAGUUGUCUUUUUGUGUAUAUUUACUGCUCUUGCAGUCUUCAUAUCGCAAUACAAAGAUUCAAACUGUUCAAACUGUGAAAAAGAAAAUCCGCCUCAUAUAGUCCUAGUUUUAUCUGAUGAUCAAGGUUGGAACGAUAUUGGAUGGCACAACCCCGACGUGUUAACUCCAAAUCUGAUCAGGUUAGGGAAGCAAGGUGUCAUAUUGGAAAACUCGUAUGUUCAACCUGUAUGUACUCCGUCACGAGCUGCUAUCCUAACGGGCAAAUAUCCUUUCCGAACUGGGUUACAGUGGCUUGUCGUUGAAAAUCAUCAACCAAAGUUUUUACCGACAAACAUAACCAUUCUGCCAGAACUUCUGAAGGAACGUGGAUAUACCACUCAUAUCGUCGGAAAGUGGCAUCUUGGUCACUGCAGUGAAGAUGUUAUACCGACAAAAAGAGGUUUUGACUCAUUUCUGGGUAUUUUAAAAGGAGGAGGUGAUUACUACUCAAUGUCAUUUGGUGGUAACUAUGACUUUUGGAAAAAUGAGGACAUUUAUUUUCCACCAGAGGGUUCAUAUUCUACGGAUUUGUUCACAGACAGAGCUGUUGAGAUAAUAGAAAACAACGACGGAAAGACAUCUCCCUUGUUCUUACAAAUCUCUUAUACGACUCCUCAUUUCCCACUUCAGGUCCCAAAAACAUUUAAGGACAUGUAUCCUAAUGUCACCGAUGCAAACAGACAAACGUACUUAGGAAUGGUAUCUUCACUUGAUUAUGGAAUUGGAAAGGUUGUCAAUGCAUUGGAAAGAAAUGACUACAUGGAUAAUACGGUCUUUAUUUUCCUCGCUGAUAAUGGUGGUGAUCUUGACUUUGGUUCUAGCAACCUGCCUUUGAGAGGAGACAAAGGAGAUUUAUGGGAAGGAGGAACAAAAUCAGUCGGACUUGUUUACAGUCCAAAAUAUUUAGGACAAAGUGGUUGUAUACAUUAUGGAAUGAUACAUGCUGUUGACUGGUUUUCAACAAUCUUAGAUAUUGCCAAAUAUCAACAAGUAGAGUCGGAUCAUUUAGACUCAGUAAGUCAGUGGGAACAUUUAAAGGAAUGCAGUGGUUCAGCAAGAAGUGAAUUUGUUUACAAUAUAGAUGACGAUAUAGCAAUGUCUGCAGCUUUAAGAGUUGAUAACUAUAAGAUAAUUGUUGGAGAUCCACGUGUGUAUAAUUUCAAUGCCAGUACUUUCGUUUCAUCGCCAAUUGAUCCGAGUAAUACAGAAGUCAGGCUAUUCAACCUCUAUGAUGACCCGUCGGAAACAAGAAAUAUUGCAUCUGAAAAUCCAAUCAAAGUAAAAACUAUGUUGAGAAAACUUGAUGAGUAUAGGAAAGACAGUGUAACUGCAGCUAACCCGGAUUAUCUACCAAAGAAUAUUACACAUCCUAAUGGAGUUCUUAGGCUUGACUGGUGCUGAGCUUACCAGUGAGGCAAUGUACCAGCAGUUGACCAGGACCUUCUGCCUCCAGAUAUUAGACAUCUUCAAGAUUUUUUAAAAAUAUAAAAAUAAAUCUAUAGUAAUUCGUCUCUAAUGGUUGUGGUCUGUAAUCUAUUAUCCACAUAAAGAGAUAUAUUUCUCAUAUCAUACUGAACAGCGAAUGUUACGGAUAAUUACUAGUAUAUGAAACAAGAUAAAUUGUUGAGUUUAAUAUCCUAGAUAUGUAAUUCAAUUGCGACAUUUACAUUAGCUUUUCUUUAUGUCAAUGAUGACUUUCGGAGUUUUUUUUCUUUAAGAGUAAACAAACAGAAUGUGUCGUUUACCUGAAAAAGAUCAUAGUGACAUCACAACUGAAUUUGUCGGCCAGAAGAACAUACAUUACAUCACCCUUAUCAUGUGUCACUAGAACUUAUAUAUUUUUGAAAAACACCAAUGAACUGGUCUUUAAUUUUAGGGCUAAAAUAAUGACAGUGAUGUCAUCUAAUUUGAAAUUUAUUUGCGCUCGUUUGCCAAAAACAUUUUGGAACAGUUGUCUGAAGACCUAAACAUGGAAUUGGUGUG
Mytilus trossulus (common blue mussel) is the source of this 2495-nucleotide messenger RNA. RefSeq names its product arylsulfatase J-like. The transcript has 15 exons. Lineage: Eukaryota; Metazoa; Mollusca; Bivalvia; Mytilida; Mytilidae. Bases 162 to 1913 code for a protein of 583 amino acids. The record is from RefSeq and is a predicted model, not a curated record.